AUGGCGUCCGCGGACGACCCCUCGCGCGCGCGCUUCGGCGCCGCCAUGCUCGACGGCUUCGCCGUCGACGUCUCGCACCAGGAGAUCGAGCGCGUCGUCGUCGAGCUCGAGGAACUGUACCGAAGCCAACCGGGCGAGUGGCUGCCGAUCGCCGGCAUCGGCGACUACCUCGCGCGCGAGCUCGGAUACGAGGACCUGGACGAGUUCGAGGACGCGCUGAAGAGCGAUUUCGCCGCCUUCGUCGGGAAACUGCCGCACGUGGUGAUCUCGCGCGUGGAGAGCGAACUGACGCCGGGGACGUUUCGGGACGUCUUCAAGGUGACGACGCCGGCGGCGACGGGAAAAGCGGCGAAACCGCGCGUCAUGCGAUUGCGGGUGCGAAACAGAGAGGAUCUGUGGCGAGUGUUCAUGAAAUCGCCGAACACGGCGCUGGAGAUUCCGGAGAUUGAUUUUUACGUCGGCGGCGACGCGAAGCGCGCGGUGGACUCGGUGUACAACCACGUCGCGGCGUGCGUGUUCAAUCUCGAGACGCACGUCGCGCACAUGGCGACGAGCGCGGAAACCGAGGAUGAGCGUCGAGGGAUCUUGGAGACGUGCGAGGCGCUGCGAGGGAUGUUGGAUUUAGAGCGGGAGUUUACGCUCGUCGCGCGAGACGCCGACGGCGCGUGCGCGUUCAAACCGGACGACGGCGUCGAGAUCGAGUACGUCGACGACGCGUGA
Molecule: messenger RNA, 720 nt
Organism: Ostreococcus lucimarinus CCE9901
Lineage: Eukaryota; Viridiplantae; Chlorophyta; Mamiellophyceae; Mamiellales; Bathycoccaceae
Exons: 1
Coding region: 1-720 (239 amino acids)
Molecular function (GO): zinc ion binding
Source: RefSeq, a predicted model, not a curated record